Messenger RNA from Erigeron canadensis, 3753 nucleotides. Its product is annotated as exportin-T. Gene Ontology annotation, cellular component: nuclear pore; nuclear matrix; cytoplasm. Gene Ontology annotation, molecular function: tRNA binding; small GTPase binding. Lineage: Eukaryota; Viridiplantae; Streptophyta; Magnoliopsida; Asterales; Asteraceae. The transcript is spliced from 14 exons. The record is from RefSeq and is a predicted model, not a curated record. The coding region runs from base 345 to 3302 and encodes 985 amino acids. Gene Ontology annotation, biological process: tRNA re-export from nucleus.
UUUUCUUCUUUAUUAAUUAAUUAAUAAAACCCUCCCUUCAUCUGUCACUCCCAAAAUCCCUAAUCUUUACUGAAAACCCUAAAAACCACACACAGACAACACUGUUAUUAUUACGUUACGUAUGUAAUAUUUCUUUUCUAAUUUCAUUAUUAUUUUGAUUUGAUAACAAGUCCUAGUUCAUGUGUACCUAAAGAUCCAUAUAUCAAAAUAAGGUAACGCUGUAUCUAUAUUAUAUACCUAUCGAUGUGUUAGGGUUCUAUAUAGAUAUAGAUAGAGAGAUAGAUAGAUAUUAUUGUAUUCAUAUAUAUAUAGAUAUAUAAAGAAAGAUUUGUGUAUAAAAAAAGAUGGAUGAUCUGGAAAAAGCGAUACUGAUUAUAUUCGAUGAAUCCGGAACGGUGACGGCGGUGUUGAAAUCGCAAGCAGUUGCAUUCUGUCAACAAAUAAAAGAUAAUCAAUCUAUAUGUAGUAUAUGUAUCGAGCGUUUAUGUUUUACUAAGCUUGUUCAAGUUCAGUUUUGGUGUUUACAAUGUCUGCACGAGGUUCUGCGUGCUCGAUACCCCGGUAUGAGUGCCGAGGAGAAGAGUUUCGUUAGGAAGUCUGUGUUUUCGAUGGCCUCUUAUGAUUCGGUUGGUAAUAAUGUUUUGGAUGGGCCUGGUUAUGUAAAGAAUAAACUUGCUCAGGUCUUGGUCACUUUGAUUUAUUUUGAGUAUCCGUUGGUUUGGUCUUCCGUUUUUCUUGAUUUCUUGCCUAAUUUGAGUAGAGGUGGUGUUGUGAUUGAUAUGUUUUGUCGGCUUUUGAAUGCUCUGGACGAUGAGCUGAUUAGCCAGGACUAUCCACGAACCGCAGAGGAAGGUGUCAUCUCCGGCAAAAUCAAGGACGCAAUGAGACAACAGUGUGUUAAUCCGAUUGUUCAUGCGUGGUAUGAGAUUGUUUCUUUGUAUAAGAUUUCCGAUCCUGAGUUGUGUGCCUUUGUUUUGGAUACAAUGAGGAGAUAUAUUUCUUGGAUUGAAAUCGGUUUAAUUGCAAACAAUACUUUCCUUCCUUUGCUAUUUGAGUUGAUGUUGGUAGACGGAGUAAAUGAUCAGCUUAGAUGUGCUGCUUCUGGUUGUGUUCUUGCCGUGGUUUCUAAACGCAUGGACCAACAACCUAAGCUUACCCUCUUGCAGAGCCUACAAAUGAAUCGGUUAUUUGGUUUAGUAGCAGGUGAUGUGGACUCUGACUUUGUAUCGGGCUUGGCAUCUUUGCUGACUGGAUAUGCUUCUGAGCUUCUUGAUUGUUUGAAGAAUCUGAAAACUGAAGAUCUCAAAAGAGCUUCAGUUGAUCUCCUGAAUGAAGUUUUGCCGUCAGUUUUUUAUGUAAUGCAAAACUGUGAGAUCGACACAACUUUCAGUACUGUCCAGUUUCUUUCUGGAUAUGUUGCCACAAUGAAGACCUCUUCACCAUUGACCGAAACUCAGCUUUUUCAUGUGGGUCAGAUCUUAGAGGUUAUCCGUAUGCAGAUUAGGUUCGAUCCCAUGUACCGUGAGAAUCUAGAUGUGUUGGAUAAAGUAGGCAAAGAGGAGGAAGAUCGGAUGGCGGAGCAUAGGAAAGAUUUGCUUGUCUUGCUACGUAAUGUAGGCCGUGUGGCACCUGAUGUUACCCAAAUAUUCAUUAGAAACUCACUAUCAAGUGCCGUGGGAUCGUCUCUGGACAUUAAUGUUGAAGAAGUAGAGGCGGCUUUGUCUCUUUUUUACGCGUAUGGGGAAUCGUUAAGUGAAGAUGCGAUGAAAACUGGUACUGGGAUCCUGAGAGAACUAGUACCCAUGCUUUUAUCAACCAAGUUCCCUUGCCAUUCUAACAGGCUGGUUGCCUUGGUGUAUCUCGAUACAAUAACAAGAUACAUGAAGUUUGUUCUUGAGAAUAAUCAGUAUAUUCCUGCAGUUUUGGCAGCAUUUCUUGAUGACAGAGGUAUACACCAUUCAAAGGUGAACGUGAGUCGAAGAGCAAGUUAUCUUUUUAUGAGAGUUGUGAAACUGCUCAAAGCAAAGCUUGUGCCUUUCAUUGAAACGAUUCUGCAAAGCCUGCAAGAUAUAGUUUCUCAGUUCACGAGUAUGGAUUAUCCAUCAAAAGAACUUUCUGGAUCUGAAGAUGGCAGUCAUAUCUUUGAGGCGAUUGGGUUGUUAAUUGGAAUGGAAGAUGUACCACUGGAAAAGCAAACAGAGUACUUGUCAUCUCUGCUUACUCCUCUUUGUCAACAGGUUGAGAUUUUGAUUGCGAGUUCCAGAGGACUAAACUCAGAAGAGUCCUUAUCAAAAAUUGUCAAUAUUCAGCAAAUAAUCAUGGCUAUAAAUGCAUUAAGCAAGGGGUUCAGCGAGCGUCUUGUAACUGCCAGUCGCCCUGCUAUUGGUCUCAUGUUCAAGCAGACGCUGGAUGUGCUUCUGCAAAUCCUUGUGAUCUUCCCAAAAGUAGAAACCUUGCGUUCUAAGGUUACCUCAUUUAUCCACCGGAUGGUGGAGACUUUAGGAUCAUCUGUAUUUCCAUACCUUCCUCAGGCUUUGGAGCAGUUGCUUGCUGAAAGUGAGCCAAAGGAACUCGUUGGAUUUAUUGUAUUACUCAAUCAACUUAUAUGCAAAUUCAAUACUUCUGUCCAAGAUAUUUUGGAGAAUGUGUACCCUGUUAUUGCGGCUAAAAUCUUUAGCAUUCUGCCGAGGGAUACAAUUCCUUCCGGACCUGGGAGCAACACUGAGGAAAUUCGUGAAUUGCAAGACCUUCAACGGACGUUCUAUACUUUUCUUCAUGUGGUGACAACGCAUGAUUUAUCAUCGGUGUUCCUUUCUCCUAAAGGCCGAGUCUAUUUGGAUUCGAUGAUGCAGUUACUGUUGUUCACUUCCUGUAAUCAUAAGGAUCUAGUUGUUCGAAAGGCAUGUGUACAAAUUUUUAUAAAACUGAUUAAAGAUUGGUGCACGAGGCCCUUUGGUGAAGAGAAGGUACCUGGUUUUCAAAGCUUCGUGAUUGAAGCUUUUGCAACAAACUGUUGUUUGUACAGCGUUCUUGACAAGUCCUUUGAGUUUCGUGAUGCAAGUACUCUUGUUUUAUUUGGAGAAAUUGUGUUGGCUCAGAAGGUUAUGUAUGAGAGGUUUGGCAACGAUUUUCUCAUUAACUUUGUAUCAAAAGGUUUUCUUGCCGCACAUUGCCCUCAAGAUUUAGCAGAGGAGUACUGUCAGAAAUUGCAGGGUAAUGAUAUGAAGUCACUGAAGCUGUUCUAUCAAUCUCUAAUUGAGAGUUUGAGAGUGCAACAGAAUGGAAGCCUUGUUUUCAGAUAGCAUGAUCUCAACCGUUGAAGUUAAUCACCAAUGGUUCAUGUGUUGCUCCUGUUACCAGUUGCGGUGCUAAAAUUUUGUUCUCAAGAGGUUUUUGCCCUGUAUAUAGCAUUUAUCUGGCUCUCCAUUACAGUGAGGUGUAAAUUUCAAGCAGUUUCUUAUGUUGACCUGUCAAGAAAAGAAGUUUUGUCAUGAAUGGUCAUCUGUAUUUCCCUGAUCAGUUUGUUACCUGUAUGCUCUACAAUCUUCUUUAGUUGGGUUUAUAAUUAAAUUUUGUUCUGCGAACGGUUCUACUCUUACCCUACAUCCCAUGUCCACAGACGAGUUAAUGGUGAAUCUAAAUCCAAGUCUACUUGGCAUUGUUACAAUCUGUCUUUGGAAGCUAUUGAUCUUUCAUGUAACGCCUUUUGUUUGAAAUCAUGCUUUGCCAAUGUAAACAUUAUGUGUUUUAGCA